Molecule: messenger RNA, 4771 nt
Organism: Drosophila bipectinata
Lineage: Eukaryota; Metazoa; Arthropoda; Insecta; Diptera; Drosophilidae
Gene: onecut
Product: onecut
Biological process (GO): regulation of transcription by RNA polymerase II
Cellular component (GO): nucleus
Molecular function (GO): DNA-binding transcription factor activity, RNA polymerase II-specific; RNA polymerase II cis-regulatory region sequence-specific DNA binding
Source: RefSeq, a predicted model, not a curated record
UGUUCAUUUUACUUCCAUUCCGUUUUGUUAAGUUUGAUUUCCUUCAGUUGGAAUUGGGUGUAAUUCGCGUACGGCUGAAACUUAAAGGAUUGUACUGGACAAAUAAAAGAGUUUCGGAAAAAUCACCCAUAUGUUUGUUCAUGUGUGCAUAUAUAUAUAUGUACAUGCGUAGAGAAUUUUGCAAGCAAAAGUUUUAAUUGAUUUUAAAAGGGAAAAUAUACCUGUCAAAGCUACCAAGUUUCUAUUAAAUGAACACUUAGAACAAAUUUUCGGUUUUGUUAUUUAUUUACAUAAGAUAUGUUGCCUUCAUAACCUUGUCAUCAACUUGUGUACCGUUUUUAUUGCUUUCAAAAAGAUAUGAGAUUGCAACUGACCCUAAUAACAGUGAAUAGUUAAAAAAAACACUAAAAACGGCAUGUAAAAAAAAAGCAUGCACUGUAAACGGAAAUUAGAAAUAUGUAUUCUUAAAGUGAAAGCAAACCUAAGACUAUGUUUCGUUUUUUUGUAUAAACUUUUGGAUACCAAUUAAACAGUUCCCUUAAAACUUGUAAGGAAUGGACUCGUUGAAUGAAAUAUUAGAUCGUCAAAUAUAUGAUGAGCGACUGAUGAACAAUCCCACUGAGUUUAUCACGGUUGGGAAUAAUUCGGAAUCACAAUCUCAGUCUCCACUAAUUCCUGCAGAGAAUGGUUCCAACCACGGCGAGUCACACCUAAUGCAAAAUUUGAUUGCCUCCCCAGCAAAGAAUAUUUUAAAUGACGGUAGAAAAGGUUCAGGGUGCGGAUCUAGGCGGGAUUCUGUUGAUAUGGUCAUUGUUGAUUUGGGCCAACAAAAUGAACAGGCAGUUUAUCCGACUGGUUCGCGACACAAUCCAAGAAGGUUGGUAUUGCCUUUGGGACUACUACCUGGAGGUCAUGAGCAAGAGUGCAAUGCUCGCAUAGCUAGCAGCCCAAUAGAUUUUGCUGCAUCAGAUAUAAGCUUAGAUUCGCUGACAGUGGAAACUAUAUCAAAUGCUGUACUGCCUCAAAUGAAGCAGGAAACCAAGCUUAAUAUAAUAAAUACUAGAGGGCAGGCGCGGACAAACAGCUUCAGUCAUACUGAAGUAGAUUCAACUAUCGUUAAUAUGAGUCUUGGUGUUGAAAUCGAUGAAAUGGAGGACUUGUCUUCUGAAGGAGGAAGAAGCGAUGAUGACGAGGUUACCCUUAAUCAACACCACCAACAACUUCUGCAACAACAACCCCAUUGUCCGCAAAGACUUCACUCGCACCAUCAACCUCAUGAUGAAACACUUAAUGGACAGCUUCAAAGAUCAACUCAACUGGAUUUGGCACUAGGUGGUGUGCAUGGUGAGGUUCUAUCGGUUAUUGUUCAGGCGCAAGAGCGUGAAAAAGAUUUACAUGAAGAAAGUCAAAGAGACGUUAAUGACGAUGCGGAUGCCGAUGCGGAGGAAGAAGAUGAAGAUGAUGAACGUGUACAGUUACUAAGCCCUGUCUUAGACCACAGCUCGUAUCAGACACUUACCUCGGUCAAUGAUCGUUUAUCUCCACCUGAGUUUAGCCCAACUUCAUAUGCUACAUUAACUCCUAUUCAACCCCUACCUCCUAUAUCAACAAUGUCUGAAAAAUUCGCAUAUUCUGGUCAUAUUUCUGGAGGAGAUGAAGACGCCAAUAGUAGAAGAGGUGGAGGAGGAGUACCCAAUGGAACGGAAACUAGAAAUUUAUCUGGUGAUAAUGUAUGCAUUAGUGGCAAUGGCAACACUUCUGGGUGUGCCAAUAAUGACUGCAAUUCUGUCCCUGUCCUUUCCAUUCCUUUAGGCAAUAAUCAUCUUGCUCUAAGUGUAUUAAGUGAAGCUCAAUCACCAUUUUCUUCUUAUGAAAAGUUAUCCUCCAUGAUUUCUCCACCGUCCCAUACUUAUUCUACUUCACCUUCGAGUGGCCUCUCUGGGAUGGUCGUUUCCUGUGACUUGCAGGCUCACAAUGCUCCGGGACUUCCACUUAAUGAAAAUGGCAACAAGAAGAACUUAUCGACGCAUUUGCAAGGACUCGGUCAUGAAGAUGGCCAUGUUAUUGGGCAUGGUCAUUUAAAUCAACAAAAGCAAAAUCAUGAACAAUGUCAUGGACUUCAACUACUGCCAGUUACAUUACCAAAACAAGUUGUUUGCCUUUCACCAACUAGAGUUAUUGGCGAAAAUUUAUUAGUAAGUCAUUAUGAAACGCCUUACAGCGGAAGCCACCAUGACCAUGAGCUGGUGCUGGGAACAACUUCCUCCACUAGCUCUACAGUUGGAUUACAACACAGCCCCACACUGAGUCCACACUCUGUCUCAGGGGGAUCCGUAUUGUCAAUGCCAUUACAUUCACCUACAUCGGUUGUUAAUCUUCCCAACGUUAAUAAUUCAAUGUCAAGUUUAUCGGUAGUUGUAUCCCUAACUCCAACACCACCACCACCUACAGAAUUACAUAAAGUAAGCCGACGAACAUCGUCUUCUCAAAAGCCACAGUAUUUUUUAUCGAAAACUCAAGAAGUCAAUGCAUCAACAGAACAGUCAAGUUCAAAUAAUAUUAUAUCUUCAAACUUAAGUAGUGCCAGCCAUCAAACCAAUUCGAAUCUCUCAAAUGGCUUUCAAGGAGCUCAAACACAGAUAAAAACUAGUGCUUCUAGUUCUCCGAAGCAUAUUUCUGCGGCUAGUGGAGGAACUAGCCGCACAUCCGUUUGCAAUGACUUGGAAGAGAUCAAUACAAAAGAAUUGGCCCAGCGCAUAUCUGCUGAGCUUAAGAGAUAUAGUAUACCACAAGCAAUUUUUGCGCAACGUGUCCUAUGUCGCUCACAAGGUACCCUCUCAGAUCUUCUUCGUAACCCAAAGCCAUGGUCCAAGCUGAAAUCUGGCCGAGAAACGUUCCGCAGAAUGCAUAAAUGGCUACAAGAACCAGAAUUUCAGCGCAUGUCAGCACUCCGGAUGGCCGCCGCUCAAAUUCCCCAACGUGCACAGUUGGUUGUGGGAACAUCAUUAUGUAGUACUUCUGGAUCAACAGCAUUGUCCCCAAGUUCUACAGUGACAAUGACCGUGAUGGAUUCAAAUCUUGCUUCCACAAUUUCUCCAAACGUUUCAGAUCUACUAGACGGAUCAACUGCAUCAAAUGCCCCUGGCUGUAAUUUCCCCAUCACUAGCGCAAAUUGUCGGCGAAAGGAAGAGCCGCAAAUCGAGCACAUAACGCAACCAAAAAAGCCACGCUUAGUUUUUACAGAUCUCCAGCGACGAACUUUACAAGCAAUUUUUAAAGAGACCAAAAGACCAUCAAAGGAAAUGCAAGUCACUAUAGCACGUCAACUAGGUUUAGAGCCAACUACCGUAGGAAAUUUCUUUAUGAAUGCCCGUAGAAGAUCGAUGGAUAAAUGGCGGGAUGAUGACAUAAAAAAUCAAACUCAUUUAAUUCAAAACCGUCAACAAGAGCGUGAUGGACAGGAUGAAGACAGAAUUCACAGCCUUAGUCAAACACAAUGCCUGACCACAAGCAAUAAUCACUCAUUAAGCAACAGCUUAACACAAGAUAGUUAUGCACAUCUUCAUCCAACAGCGUUGUCGCCUCUUGAAACCUUUAAUGAUGAGGCUGAUAUGGAGUUGGAAUUGGAAAGCCACGAUUUUGAUUUAGAAGAGAACCAUGGAAAUAGCACUGAACAUCAAAAUGAAAUGUUGUGACAACAUAAAUCCGGUGCACGUCUAUUAGGUAAUAAAAGAGAAAAUUUGCAACCAUCGAUCGACCGAAGCUAUAUCCGUGCUAACAAUAUCAUAUGUACCCAGUCACGUACGCACACUAAACUCAAUAGGAAUUUGGUGAGGGUGAAACGAAGAGCAACGGAAUUGGAUAUUCAGCGAUUUAAAAAGAUUACAGCUAUGGAUAAAGCUUUAAAGAAAGAAGAAAAAGGUUCAGCUUUCUUGGCUGGAAACGGCCAAGAUUCCAAUGACAAUAUACUGUGGACACCCAGCUAUUGCCACGAUAUACAAGAAGAAGACAGCCAUAUCUGUAUUGAUGAUAUGAUUAACCCUAUCUGCAUGGACGAUAUGAAGGUUAAGCUCUAGACUUUAAAUCCUUCAGAGAUUGGUUUUAUGUGUCCUUCACAGUGUAAGUAUGUAGAUAAAUUCUAUCAUGUAAAUGGAUUUAGAAAAUGUGUACAAAAAACCACUUUGCAUCUAGUCAAAUUUUGUAAAAUAAGGCUAUUUUUACUAUAUAAUUGAUGCUAAAUUAUUUUAACUUUAAACAAUCAGAAAUGUUAAUCAGUCAAGGAAAAUAGUACCAAAAUAUAAAAAAAAAUAUAUAUGUAAAAUAAAAUAAAUUAAAUAUUCAAGCCUGUAAAUUUAUGACGGGCACCAAAAAUUAACACAUAUUUUUAUUUUUAAAUACUCAAUUGCUUUAUACAUAUAUGCUACGUUUCUGUGCUUAAAAAAUAUUUAUGAAAAAUACUUUUGUCGAUGUAAGCUAGUCAAUUUAAAAUAAAUUCAAUUUUGAAUGAUGAAAAAAAUAGGAAAGGAUGGCCAAAUCAUUAGAAACGUUCUUUACGCAGGCAAGUAAGCAAAAAUUGCAAUAUUAAAUUAAAGGCAAACAUAACUAUGUAUGUAAGUAGCAAUGUAUCUAUCAAUUGCCUUAUAUGUACUAAAAAAAUUAAUAAAAUAUAGUAUUAAAAUUAUGUUUCUCAUUUUACAAACUAUUUUGUUUAGAUGUUUUUAUACUCUUGCAGGGUAUGUAAUUUUUGUCCAGAGAAAAUUUAAAACACUGA